UCUACAGCUCGCCCAAGCCCGGCUACUAGGGUCUCUCACUGCACGUCCGGAGCGGGCUGGAGCGUUGGGGUCACGCGCUCUCGCUCGCCUCGCCCCCCGACUCGGCGCAGGCGCGAAGCAACGAUGCUGCUGCUGCUGGAGAAGCCCCCAGCUGAUCAGAUCCUGAAGUUCCUUCAUCAGGUAGUAGAUGGUAUAUGUGGCCGUGCAUAUUCUCGAUAUCAAGAUUAUGGCAAUGUUUGGAAUUUGACAGAAUGGAUGGAGGUUUUAGAAGAAUCAACAUCAUACUUCAAAACUACAGUUGGAAAAAAUCUGUCAGAAGAAGAGGCUGUUCAGCAGUUGAAUGAAUUGAGCUCAAGCUAUCAGGAAGCAAUCAUGAAAUGCUUGAAAGGCAGAAAGGAAGAAAUCAGGCAUGCACUGAUAGAAAGCGUAAAUGCAAUCUCCUCUGCUCAGCUACAGGAUUUUGACUGGCAGUUAAAGCUUGCUCUCUCCAGUGAUAAGAUCUCCAUGUUGCAAAUGCCACUUCUUAACCUUGAUCUGGAUGUGAAAGAAAAUGGUGAAAUUAAGCCAGUCUCUAUAGAAAUGAAUAAGGAGGAACUGCAGAACCUAAUAAAUGCACUGGAAGUAGCUAAUAAGGUCAUUUUGCAACUGAAAUGAGAAGAUUUUGAUUAUCAGUGACACUUGUUGGUGAUGGUUCCAUGAAAGACUGCAAAGAGAAUGGAGAUGUACUCUAUAAAGUGGAAGAGUAAUGAUGCUCUUAAGUACUGAGUUAAGCAACACUGAUGCAGACUAGAAGAUCUAUCACCAACUUGGGUGGGGGAAGAAAACCUGCUGUCCACUAGACUGCAAACACAGUUGCCUUAUAGAAAAUGCUGAUGGUUGUAUAAGCCUAUGAAAGACUGCAGCAGCAUUAUGGAAAAGUUAAGUGCUACUUUUGGAGAAGAGAUUUUGAAGAUGUACAUAAAAUUGUUUUUCUUCAGAAUAAGAAAUCUUGCCUCUACAAUAACUUAUUUCAUCGUCGUAUGAGUUGUCGUCCUGGGAAGGAUAAGCAUAUCAGUGUCCCAUAACAUAAAUAUUUGAUACUUUUGAUUAGCAAAGUAAUAAACAGUCGAUGCUUUACGUGGUUAAUGGCUUUGAAACAUUGUGGUUUUUACUCAUGAAAUCUUAUAUCCAAAUCUAUAAGUCUUUAAGGCGCCACGGGAUUCCUUGUUGUUUUCUUAGAGACCAACAUGGCUACCCCGUGAGACAUAAAAAUCGUUAAACAUUCA
Pelodiscus sinensis (Chinese soft-shelled turtle) is the source of this 1265-nucleotide messenger RNA. It is a transcript of the gene COMMD8, whose product is annotated as COMM domain containing 8. The record is from RefSeq and is a predicted model, not a curated record. NCBI's taxonomy places the organism in Eukaryota, Metazoa, Chordata, Testudines, Trionychidae.